CAGGCGGGCGGGCCGAGCGCCGAGAUGAGCCUGGCGGAGGGCCGCGCCCCGCGGCGCACGGCCGGCAAUCGCCUCUCGGGGCUGCUGCAGGCCGAGGAGGAGGACGAGUUCUACCAGACCACCUACGGCGGCUUCAACGAGGAGUCGGGGGAUGACGAGUACCGCGGGGAUCACUCUGACAGCGAUGACGAGGUGGACUCGGACUUCGACAUCGACGAGGGCGACGAGCCGGGCUCGGAGCAGGACGAGGCCGAGCCCCGGCGGCGGCGCCGCGUGCUCACCAAGGCCUACCGGGAGCCGCUCAAGAGCCUGCGGGCCAAGAAGGCCGAGGGGCCGCGGGGAGGCUCCCAGAGGAGCCGGGAGGUGAAAUCCGCGCCCCUGGAGCUGCAGGAGGACGGGGGAGACAGCAGGAAGCAGCGCCAGUCCACCACGGAGCACACCCGGCAGACGUUCCUGGCAAUGGGAUCCAAGGGGGGAUCUCCUGGAAUGGGAACCCUGACCCAGGAGGAGCUGCUGGAGGAGGCCAAGAUCACCGAGGAGAUCAACCUGCGCUCCCUGGAGAACUACGAGCGGCUGGAGGCCGACAAGAAGAAGCAGGUGCAGAAGAAGAGGAAGAUCGUGGGCCCCGUGAUCCGGUACUGGUCCCUGACCAUGCCCCUCCUGCCCGAGCCCCGCGAUGACCCCGUGGACGUGGAGGGGUGAGUGCCCCCAGAACCCCAAAUCCCGGCCUGGAGCUGCCCCACAGCGGCUGGGCAGCACCUCAGAGCUCCCAGAUCCCAAAAUCCCGGUUUUGGCGGGUGGAUUUGGGCACUGGAUCCCAACCUGGGGCUCUCACCUUGGAACCCCCUAAUCCCAUGGAAAAGCAGGUUUUGGGCCCCAAAUCUCAUGGGAAAAACAUUUCUUGAGCUCCACCUUGGCGAUCUCAAAUUCCACAUUCGAGUUGCAGUUUUUGAGGCCCCAAAUCCCUUUGGAAUCGCAGUUCUUGGGCACCGCCUUGACGAUCCCAAAUCCCCUGGGAAUUGCGGUUUUUGGGCACCACCGUGGCCAUCCCAAAUCCCCCAUCGGAGCCGCACCUUUUCAGCCCCCAAAUCCCUUAGGACCCCCCCUUUUGGCCACCCAAGUCCCCCAUUGGAGUUGCAGUUUUUGAGAUCCCAAAUCCCCUGGGAAUUGCGGUUUUUGGGCACCACCGUGGCCAUCCCAAAUCCCCCAUCGGACCCCCUCACCUUUCGAGCCCCCAAAUCCCUUAGGACCCCCCUUCUGG
This is a messenger RNA of Camarhynchus parvulus, 1261 nucleotides long. RefSeq names its product vacuolar protein sorting 72 homolog (gene VPS72). The record is from RefSeq and is a predicted model, not a curated record. Gene Ontology annotation, cellular component: nucleus. Gene Ontology annotation, molecular function: ATP-dependent H2AZ histone chaperone activity. NCBI's taxonomy places the organism in Eukaryota, Metazoa, Chordata, Aves, Passeriformes, Thraupidae. Gene Ontology annotation, biological process: regulation of DNA-templated transcription; chromatin remodeling.